UUCACACCCCACUGAGUGAGGCUGAUGGGAAACAAAACGGUUUCCUUUCCCUCCGGAACACGUCCCUGCAGUCUGCGUGCGCGUGGAAUGGAAACUAUUCAAGGUGUUUCACGGUAUCAGCGGAAUCCCGUAGUGACUUUUGGCUUCGGUCUUAAAGUUUUUAAAGUUUCCUCUUAAAGGAGCCGCGCGCGCUGUACACACGCCCCGUCAACACACCCACACCCACGCGCGCAAACCCGGACAAAGCAGAAGCACGCGCAGAGAAACCAGGACCGGUAUCUGGAUAUGUUCGUUAUCUGUCCUUCACAGCUCCUCACGCGUCAUGUAAACAACUAGGACAUAAAAAGGAGAGGGUAAAAAAAGUUUGCGGAAACCGGAAAAUCUUUUAAAGGCAUCUCGCGCGCAUGAGUUCGGCGGCUGUGAUCUGUCGGGCCGCGCGCCUGCUCGCGCUCGUGCUCGUGUGCUCGUCGCUGGUCAGUGCGCGUGGUGCUCAGGUGCGAGCCGACAAACCGCCGCGUGCUACAAACACGCGCCGAGACUCAGAUUUGUUCUGCCAGGAGAAGGUCGUCAUGGUGACCGCAGGCGGACAGAUCCAGAGCCCAAGGUACCCAAACGCCUACCCACGCAACCUCCUGCUGUCUUGGAAACUGCAGGCCCCGCCCUUCACACGGGUUGUGUUGGAGUUUGAUGUGAGGUUCGGUUUGGAGGAGCCUGAGAACAGCAUGUGCAGACACGAUUUUGUGGAGGUUGACGACAUUUCAGAAAGCAGCACCAUCACUUGGGGUCGCUGGUGUGGACGGAAAGUCCCGAGUCCCAUCACCUCCAUUAACAACGUCAUCAGAAUCACCUUCAAAUCUGAUGACUCCUUCGUCGCAAAACCGGGAUUCAAACUUUGCUACUCGCUGCUGAUUGAUGCUCCGCUGUCUUAUCUGAAUAACUUGGAGGCUGUCACAGUUGCAUCGAAUGCCGUGUCUGCCUAUAACGCCCCGUUAUCAGCGAGGCUUGGAUGA
This is a messenger RNA of Tachysurus fulvidraco (yellow catfish), 1010 nucleotides long. Its product is annotated as platelet-derived growth factor D-like. The transcript has 5 exons. The record is from RefSeq and is a predicted model, not a curated record. NCBI's taxonomy places the organism in Eukaryota, Metazoa, Chordata, Actinopteri, Siluriformes, Bagridae. Bases 405 to 1010 code for a protein of 201 amino acids.